Symbiodinium necroappetens is the source of this 1605-nucleotide messenger RNA. NCBI's taxonomy places the organism in Eukaryota, Dinophyceae, Suessiales, Symbiodiniaceae. The record is from the annotation of a GenBank genome assembly.
AUGGGACAGCGCGCAAGUGACCAGUCAGAGAAGGUGGCCGAGACUGAGGCUGACACUUCCGCCUACAAGGACAAGGACCUUGCGGAACUUCAGCAGCUGGCCGCCGCUCGUGGCAUCUUGUUUGACAGCGCAGCACCAGGCUCUCAAAGCAGCUUCUUGUUGGCACUCCUGGCCGCUUAUGAUGCAGGUGUCGCGGCAACAACAACUGCUGCAAAGCAUGUGCCAUCCCGACAAGAGCCACAGACAGCAGUCAAGGGCCAGCAGAUGGAGGACAGCGUGGGGGUUUGCCCAUCUGUCCUGGAAGUUCUUCAGAGGAUACGGCAAUCCCCCGGACACAUGGGCGUGGACAUCGGUGGCUCCCUCGUGAAAAUGGCCAUCGCUUUGCCCGUCUCAGUUGCGGGCGGCUACAACUUUCCAUCGCGCUUCGGAGAGUCGGGCUGCACGCACGGCCACCUGGAGCUGACGCUCUGGUCUUCCGGCACGCCGUUCGUGGUGCGAUUUGUCAGCGGAGCAACAAGCCAGAUGGAGCAUGCUGUCCAGCACUUCGGUUUGCGCAGGAACCGAAGCUGGGCCUUUUCUCGUCAAGAUUCUGCGGAGAAGCUGGACAUGCUUACAAGGUCACCGAAGUCGCCCUAUUGCUCAAGUUCUGGGCACUGGAAGGCUUCCGACUGCGCAUCUUCCGGCCUUGACUGGGAUGAUGCAAGCACCAUUGACACUCUUGAGCUCCCUACAGAGGUUCCGACCGAGAGCCGGCAUCCGCGUGUGCGUCGCGUGGCAGCUGCUGGCGGCGGAGCUUGCAAGUUCGCACCGCUCUUCCGCAACUCUCUGCACGUUGAGAUCGAGCCGGUCAAGGAGCUAUCGGCUGUUGUUGAUGGCCUUCUUCUACUCGCAAACUUUCGCGACGCAAGACUCGAACAUGGCACAGCAGAGCAAGGGACUUGUCCCACUGACCUCUUUACGACAGACGAAGUGGGCAGGCCAUCUCCACUGCCGUGGCCAAAACAACUCUUUCCGCUUCUUUUGGUGAACAUGGGCUCAGGAGUGUCGAUCCUGAAGGUGGAUUCCGCCAAACGUAAUGACUACACCCGAGUUGGUGGAACAGCAUGUGGUGGAGCAACAUUCCUCGGUUUAGCAAGAACAUUAACAUCUGCAAAGACCUUUGAGGAGGCGCUGAUGCUUGCCGAGCGUGGCGAUGCAUCGAAAGCCGACAAACUCGUGCGAGACAUCUACGGCGAGGAUGGCUCGGCCUCACUGGGAUUAGCCGGCGGAUUGACAGCAUCAAACUUUGGCAAGCUGAGUGACUUGAGCCCUGCUGGUGCAAGGUGCUCAGAGUACGACUUAGCAAGGUCCCUGCUGCAGAUGGUGACACAGCAGUCGGUGUUGCUGGCAGCAGCGUUUGCGAAGCACGCAGAUUGCCUCGACAGAGUCUUCUUCGUUGGUGGAUUCAUUGACGAGCCGAACCGGCUUGCACGAGCUGCCAUCGCGCAGAAUUUCCGAUCUCUGGGCGGCUGUGCUUACUUCUUGAGGCACUCCGAUUUUCUUGGAGCGCUUGGCAGCCUACACCAUGCUUUCGAGGACCUGGAAGAGCAUGUUGAAGGGCAAUAG